AGUCGGCAUUCCUGCCAAACAAGUCCAAGCUUACUCUUUAUCUAGCCCGGAUCUCUCUCCCUUUCUUUCUGCUCGGAGGUGAGUGUCAACCGAAGCCAACAAGCUCUCCUCCUGCCAUGCCCUGAACUCCGGCCCAUGUGAGUGUGUGGCUGCGGCGGCGGCGCUGCCUGUGUGUGCCUAAUAGGAAAUAGUAAAAGCAGUGAGGCAGGUCAGUCGGGCAGCGAUUCCAUCCCAGCUCGGGUCCCCUGCGCAGCCGUCUGCAGCGGCGGCAGCAGCCCCAGCAGCGCUCGGCUGAGUAAGGUGGGAGUAAGGAAGGAGUAGCGAGGCGGGAGGCCGCGGGUCGUCGGCCUCAGCUAGCCUUGCUGCUGCGGCGCUAGCGCUGCUCCUCCUCUUGCUGCUGGUGGUGGUGGUGGUGGAGCCUCCGCUCGCCCCCCCCCCCCAGCCGCCGCCUUCCGAUGAGCUCCUACUUCGUCAAUCCACUCUACUCCAAGUACAAGGCGGCGGCGGCGGCGGCGGCGGCAGGAGGAGGGGGCGAGCCGCCCAUCAAUCCCGCUUACUACGACUGUCACUUUGCGCCCGCCGCGGCCGCAGCCGCCGCCUUGCUCUACGGGAACAGCGCUGCGGCUGCCGCCGCUGCCGCCGCCGCCGCCUCCUCCUCAGGCUUCCCUCCGCCGCAACCUCCUCCUGGGCCCGGCUCAGGCAGCAGCGGCCCGGAAUACUACCACCACCACCAUCACCACCACCAGCAGCAGCACCUGGCCGGGGGGAGCCCCUCAGCCUACCACCACCAGCAGCAGACGCCUCCUCCUCCUCCGUUGGCCCCGCCAGGCCCCUGCGCUGGCUUGCCUUGUCCGGGGGAGCCCGCCAAGUUUUACGGAUACGAUCACUUACAGAGACAGCCGAUUUUUACGACGCACCAAGAGGCCGAGCUGGUCCAGUAUCCAGACUGUAAAUCGUCCAGCGCUAAUCUUGGCGAACAACCAGAGCACUUAAAUCAGGGCGCGUCUCCUUCGCCAAUGUUUCCCUGGAUGAGACCACAAGCAGCUCCUGGUAGGCGGAGAGGAAGGCAAACCUACAGUCGCUUCCAGACUCUCGAGCUGGAAAAGGAGUUCCUUUUUAACCCCUACCUGACCAGGAAAAGAAGGAUCGAGGUCUCCCAUGCUCUAGGACUCACAGAAAGGCAGGUCAAGAUCUGGUUUCAGAACAGGAGGAUGAAGUGGAAAAAAGAAAACAACAAAGACAAAUUCCCAGCCGCCAAGCAAGAAGGAAAGGAAGGAGGGGAAGCCAAAAAGGAAGUCCAGGAGGAUCUAGGAGAAAGAGCGGAAGGCCCGACGAAUUGAAGUUCUUCUCCUCGCUCCGAAACCUCGGCGAAGGACAAUGGAGCGGGCUCUUUUCCUGGCCUGCCUAAAUGCUUACUCAGGCACUUUUCUUGCAAGGGCCCUACCUUGACUUUUAAACUACCUUAUGACGUUUCUGUGCUAGGUGAGAGUUUUAUUUUAUUUGUUACUGCACAAGGCCCCUUAGCUGGAGUGUCAACUGCCUGCUGCUGCUGCUGCUGCUGCUGUUGCUGCUGCUCCGCCGCGAUUGCUGCUUUUCCCUGCCUGGAAUUCACCUGGAAUUUGAUACCGAAAACUGUACCAAUUUUGUACGUGGGUUUUCUAUUGGGGACAAUAUCAGACAUAUCCAAUGAUUUAGGAAUCAAAUCAAACAAGUGCACUUGUAAUCUCUCUCUCUCUCUCUCUCUCUCUCUCUCAAACUUUCCUUCUAACUUCUUUCUUGUAAAGUAAAUUAACGAAGACGUUCUCAUGAUUGUGGAGGGGGAGAGGGAAGAAGGAAAUAUUUUAAUGGAACAUUGUUACUGAAUUAUCGGUAAUUGAUUGAAAUAAAAUAAAACUG
This is a messenger RNA of Rhineura floridana, 1896 nucleotides long. It is a transcript of the gene HOXD8, whose product is annotated as homeobox D8. The coding region runs from base 456 to 1340 and encodes 294 amino acids. Lineage: Eukaryota; Metazoa; Chordata; Lepidosauria; Squamata; Rhineuridae. The record is from RefSeq and is a predicted model, not a curated record. The transcript is spliced from 3 exons. Gene Ontology annotation, biological process: regulation of transcription by RNA polymerase II. Gene Ontology annotation, molecular function: RNA polymerase II transcription regulatory region sequence-specific DNA binding; DNA-binding transcription factor activity, RNA polymerase II-specific. Gene Ontology annotation, cellular component: nucleus.